Messenger RNA from Styela clava, 2011 nucleotides. RefSeq names its product small ribosomal subunit protein mS25-like. Gene Ontology annotation, cellular component: mitochondrion. The record is from RefSeq and is a predicted model, not a curated record. Gene Ontology annotation, molecular function: structural constituent of ribosome. NCBI's taxonomy places the organism in Eukaryota, Metazoa, Chordata, Ascidiacea, Stolidobranchia, Styelidae.
GAUAAUAAGUUUGUGGUUAUUUGUUGCAGACUGUAUUUGAGAGAAUGCAUUAGUUAUGCAUAUAUAAUAUAUAUAAUUUGUGCAAUCAAUUAAAUUAAGGUAUGGUAUUUUUGACAAGAGCACUGUUUGUUCGGAGGUUUUCUAGGCAGCAGAAAAUAAAAUUAAAAGAUUUAUCACAAUGGAGUCAUCCACUCUAUGGUUCGGAGCAAACUCCUGUGGAAGGCAGGAUGAAAGGAUUAAUGAAAGGACUUUAUCCUGUUACAAGAACAAGGGAAUAUUUGAGACAAGGCAUCGUUUUCCGAGAUUGUGUGAAGGUUAUGACUAUAAAUUAUGGAAAUUAUGAAGAUGGGGAAAAUAAUCAUGAAGGAAUUAGAGAUGUGAUCAACAUGAAUCUCCAACAACUCAGAUACUCAAAUCCAAAUGUUCACAUUGACCUGAUAGAAAACCUCACACCGACACCAUAUAUUACAUUUUAUUUAGACUCUGGAGAUAAGUUCCAUGUAGAUGUUGAUGGCAAAGAACAAUUUGAAAUCCUGACUCACCUUCAAAAAGUUAUAGGAAAACCAAAGCGUUUGUUGGAACAGGAAAUGACGAAAAAAGAUGAAAACCCAGCAAAUUUUGGGAGGAAGUUCAGUAGAAAAUGUAUUUGUGAAGUUGAAGGUCAAGUACCAUGCUCUUCAAAACAGUUGGAGCCAGGUUAUGCACGCGCUUUACAUGGGAAAAACAUCAAUCUGAAUCCAAAGAAAUAUGUUUUUGGUAAAGAAGAAUAAUUUAGUGCAAAUGAAUCUGGUAUGCUCUUGAGGAAAAGUGUUGAAAUUCGGAGUUUUGAGUCUAAAUGCAUUUCCCUCUUUCGAAAUCAAUGCAAUAUUGGGUCAUUGGAACAUUGGACUGUGAAUUAAUUGCUCAAUGGAUUAUUCCUGCAUGCUAGUAGAUGGUGAACUCUCAUCUGUGCGUUGCAUUUAAAUAAUCUUCACCACCAGGCACCAACUAUGCCUUAUUUAUGAUGCCCAAGGUUUAACGUCUUAAAUCUGAUUGAUGACAAGAUGACUAUUGGAAAGCUUAUGACUGUUCAAGUCUGGUAUGCUUAAACAACUUGAGUGGUGACACUUUAGUAUGCUUAACAAGUUAACAUGAUCUCAAUCGCAUACCAAAGUGUCACCAAUAGUAUUUAAUCUUAUGGAGACAUUCCCAUAAACUUCAGUUCCUAACCUUUACUAAAAAACUGAGAUCACAUAUCGAAGUAUCACCACUUUAGUCUCUACUCUCUAGUCCAGGCGUCUCCAACUCAAAAUAUGUCAUGGGCCACUUUUUGAACUUUAUUGACGAAGCAAGCCACAAACCAAUAAAUUGUGGUACACUUGUAGUGUGUGUACCAGGUUAGGGUUAGGCCAUACUUUCAUUCCGACUUUCCCUAUUUUAGUUAUAAUAUUACGAGUUCAGGGACUGUCUGUGUUAGCCAAGUGAAUAUACCCCUGCUUCCGUCCCUUUACACAACCUGAUGUACAGUAGCCGAACAAAAUUAGUUACCUUCAUAUUGGAACACGCACUUACGGAGCGCCCAAAUGGUUAUUAGAAUUGCACACAACAUACAAAUCAUCUCACUUCUCUUGAAAUAUUCUGUGCUCUUCUUAACAUUUCCGCUUCUUGGACAUUGCGUAUGGGUUUACUACUUUAUAACAAGUUUAAAAUAAUCUAGUUUUGCUUCAACUGCACAUAGGCAGAAUUAAUGAUUUAUAACUUGUUCAUUUCGUCAUUAUAAAAAUGCGGAAUGAAAUAUUUAAUUGGUAACGUGGUAAAGUGGAAGAACAGGGGAAAAAAUUUUGUUUUUGUCUGACCGGACUUUUGAUUAUAAAUAACGCGAUAAAACUUAUAGUUUAGUUUAUCUCAACCAUAACGCAGGCCGAAAAAAUUACGGGCCGCGUGUUGGAGACCCCUGCUCUAGUCCUAUCUUCUUAUUUCCUGUAAUUGUUUGUGCGGAUUUUCUUGAACUAAAUCAAAAAAAAUGACUGUA